Messenger RNA from Pyrgilauda ruficollis (rufous-necked snowfinch), 1314 nucleotides. RefSeq names its product insulin like growth factor 2 mRNA binding protein 1 (gene IGF2BP1). Gene Ontology annotation, molecular function: mRNA 3'-UTR binding. The transcript is spliced from 13 exons. Lineage: Eukaryota; Metazoa; Chordata; Aves; Passeriformes; Passeridae. The record is from RefSeq and is a predicted model, not a curated record. Gene Ontology annotation, biological process: regulation of gene expression; nervous system development. The coding region runs from base 1 to 1314 and encodes 437 amino acids. Gene Ontology annotation, cellular component: nucleus; cytoplasm; cytosol.
AUGAACAAGCUGUACAUCGGGAACCUGCCCGAGGGCGUCACCGCGGCCGAGCUGGAGAAAGUGUUCGCCGAGCACCAGAUCUCCUUCAGCGGCCAGUUCCUCGUCAAGUCCGGCUAUGCCUUUGUGGACUGCCCCGACGAGCAGUGGGCCAUGAAAGCCAUCGAAACUUUCUCGGGGAAAGUGGAGCUCCACGGGAAGCAGCUGGAGAUCGAACACUCGGUGCCCAAAAAGCAAAGGAGCCGGAAGAUCCAGAUCCGGAACAUUCCGCCGCAGCUGCGAUGGGAGGUUUUGGACGGGCUGCUGGCCCAGUACGGCACCGUGGAGAGCUGUGAGCAGGUGAACACGGACAGCGAGACCGCCGUGGUGAACGUCACCUACGCCAACCGGGAGCAGACGCGGCAGGCUGACGAGGUCCCCCUGAAGAUCCUGGCCCACAACAACUUUGUGGGGCGCCUGAUCGGCAAAGAGGGCCGGAACCUCAAGAAGGUGGAGCAAGACACGGAGACCAAAAUCACCAUUUCCUCGCUGCAGGAGCUGACCCUGUACAACCCCGAGCGCACCAUCACGGUCAAGGGCUGUCCCGAGAGCUGCUGCCGCGCCGAGCAGGAGAUCAUGAAGAAAGUGCGCGAGGCCUACGAGAACGACGUGGCCGCCAUGAGCCUGCAGUCCCACCUCAUUCCCGGGCUGAACCUGGCCGCCGUCGGGCUCUUCCCGGCCUCCUCCACGGCGGUGCCGCCGCCCCCGAGCGGCGUCUCCGGGGCCGCUCCCUACAGCUCCUUCCUGCCCCCCGAGCAGGAGACCGUGCACGUGUUCAUCCCGGCGCAGGCGGUCGGGGCCAUCAUCGGCAAGAAGGGCCAGCACAUCAAGCAGCUCUCGCGCUUCGCCAGCGCCUCCAUCAAGAUCGCGCCCCCGGAGACGCCGGACUCCAAAGUGCGCAUGGUGGUGAUCACCGGCCCGCCCGAGGCGCAGUUCAAGGCGCAGGGCAGGAUUUACGGGAAGCUGAAGGAGGAGAACUUCUUCGGGCCCAAGGAGGAGGUGAAGCUGGAGACGCACAUCCGCGUGCCGGCCUCGGCCGCCGGCCGCGUCAUCGGCAAGGGCGGCAAGACCGUGAACGAGCUGCAGAACCUGACGGCGGCCGAGGUGGUGGUGCCGCGGGAGCAGACCCCGGACGAGAACGAGCAGGUCAUCGUCAAGAUCAUCGGGCACUUCUACGCCAGCCAGAUGGCUCAGCGCAAGAUCCGGGACAUCCUGGCGCAGGUGAAGCAGCAGCACCAGAAGGGCCAGGGCGGCCAGAGCCAAUCCCGGAGGAAAUAG